This is a messenger RNA of Ostreococcus lucimarinus CCE9901, 624 nucleotides long. RefSeq lists its product with no specific name. The transcript has a single exon. Gene Ontology annotation, molecular function: metalloendopeptidase activity. Lineage: Eukaryota; Viridiplantae; Chlorophyta; Mamiellophyceae; Mamiellales; Bathycoccaceae. The record is from RefSeq and is a predicted model, not a curated record. Bases 1 to 624 code for a protein of 207 amino acids.
AUGCAUCCGAAACCUAAUGACACGCACAGCCAAUCGGUGGGGUUUCCUCUGCGAGGCGAGCGAUUUUUGUGCACGCAGAAUGAAGGGGGCGAAUUGACGCACUUUUUCAGCGGGAAUUUGCACGCGGUGGAUUUCAGAUGUCCCGAAGGCACGCCCGUGCUCGCGGUGGGCGAUGGUGAAGUAAUCGAAGUGUGCGACGAGAACACGCUCACUGGAAUCGCGGUGUCGAAUCUAUUCAAAUGGAAUUCAAUCGUGUUAAAGCUCGACGCUCGCUCGACGCCGGAGACGCCGCUGAGAAACGCGAGCGCUGAGUGCGCCACCACGACUGAGGCCGACGUCUCCACGUACGACGUCAGAGGUGGUGAUUUAUUUGUCGAGUACGUGCAUAUUCGCGCCAAGAGCGCCAAGGUUAAGGUCGGCGACCGCGUGCAGCGUGGACAAGUCAUAUGCGAGUCCGGCUCCGUGGGAUUCAGCCCCGAGCCGCAUUUGCACUUUACGGCGUUUCGCUCGGGCGACGACACCGCCGACACCGUGCGCGUCUUGUUCGAAGCGUGCGACACCGGUGCGACAUAUCUCCCGCGCGCGGGUUCGUAUUACACCGAUAGCGUAGGUAAGUGCGCGUAG